Molecule: messenger RNA, 3405 nt
Organism: Anneissia japonica
Lineage: Eukaryota; Metazoa; Echinodermata; Crinoidea; Comatulida; Comatulidae
Product: presenilins-associated rhomboid-like protein, mitochondrial
Exons: 10
Coding region: 13-1056 (347 amino acids)
Cellular component (GO): membrane
Molecular function (GO): serine-type endopeptidase activity
Source: RefSeq, a predicted model, not a curated record
GUGGGCUUGAUAAUGAUGCCUCAAAAACCAACUCAGAUUUAUGCGGAAAAUAGUUCAUCACCAAGCCAACCUUGCAGAGCAUUUAGAAGAAUAGCAGAAGCUGAGAAAAAGAAAAUAGGAGGAAAACAAAAACAAAAGAAAGGAGAUAUAGUAGAAGCAAACUUUGAGCCAUCGAGUCUGGAACAUUUUCAAGUCCGCUUCAGAGAAGAUGUGAAAGUACCCCUACUAAAACUGUUCAAACCUUUUGCAUUUGCAUGUUUGGUCACUGGAGGUAGUUUUACAGGAGCAGCAAUAUGGCAAUAUGAGGGUAUGAGGUCCAAAGCUAUUAGUCGAGCACUUCAACAAUAUAGUGAUAUCUUCAAGUCAGAGAAGGCUGGCGAAUUGAGACGCCAGAUUAACCAAUGGUUCUCUGGUCUGUUGGGGACACAGAAAGUGGUGCUAAGUAUUGUAGCUAUUAAUGCAGCCGUCUUUUUCUUGUGGCGUGUUCCAUUUAUGCAACUCUUCAUGGUCAAAUGGUUUAGUGCCAAUCCUGCUGCAAAUGCUGUGUGCAUACCAAUGUUACUCUCAACAUUCAGUCACUACUCACUCUGGCAUUUAGCUGUCAAUAUGUAUGUAUUGUGGACAUUUUCCUACAGUAUGCAAAAUUUAUUUGGGAAAGAACAGUUCUUAGCAAUGUAUGUAUCUGCAGGUGUGUGGUCGUCAUUUGCAAGUCACCUUCUUAAAGUUGUCACUAUGAAAUAUAAUCCAUCAUUAGGAGCAUCAGGUGCAAUAAUGGCAGUGUUAGGUGCUACAUGUUUCCAGUAUCCAGAUGCAAAGCUAGCAAUAGUUUUUCUUCCAUUCUUCACAUUUUCUGCUGGAACUGCUUUGAAGGCUCUGAUUGGAAUAGAGUCACUUGGUAUAAUCAUGAGAUGGGGUUUCUUUGACCAUGCUGCACAUCUUUCAGGCCUGCUUUUUGGUUGUUAUUAUGCAUUUGAUGGGUACAAGAGACUAUGGGGCAACCGAGUUAUGCUGAUGGAGAAGUGGCAUGAAUACCGAGAAAAACCAGGAAAAGUUUGAGUAACAAAUGAAGACAUUGGCUAUUGAAUGUCCAAAAAGCAACAUGUGCAAAAUGGUACACCUUGCGAUGGAGUGGAGACUACAAUCUUGGUAUAUGAUCAAGUGUACACAUGUUGCUGCCCUCUCCUGGUUGAUGUCCAGGUAGUCCGUACUGGUUAAUGUCCAGAUAGUCCGUACUAGUUAAUGUCCAGGUAGUCCGUACUGGUUAAUGUCCAGAUACUCUGUACUUGGUUGAUGUCAGUUCUCAGCUAGUUGAUGUUUACGCCUUACUGGUUGUUGCCCAUUCUUUACUGGUGUUUGUAGAUCCCAGCUGGUUGAAUGAAUCUCAAUGGUCUCAAUACGAUAUGAUACAAUGUGUUUGAUUUGUCCAAAGAAAAUUCAUUAAUACAUGUAUAUUUGCUCCGAACAGUUAUUUUUGGAAAAAAACAAAGGAACCUAACCGAAUUACAGGGGUGGCGCCAGGAUUUGUGAUAAAGCUUUUGUGAUGUCAGACAUCGCUCAAAAUGUCUCGGAAGUGAUCCAAGGGUCAUAGCCCCAGAAAAAAUGACAAAGGUUUAUUUAAACAAGAGUCUACUAACAUGUAAAAGAUAUAUUAUAAUUUUUGCUUCUCCCUGGCGAAGUGUAUAUUUAUCUUCCCCCCCCCCCAAUAGGGGUAGGACCUAAGGACCUGAUGACCCACUGUUGGUUCAAUAUUUUGCCAGUUAGUGAUAAUAAUAAGGAUGGUGAUGAUACAUGAUAAUUAGUGAACAAGUCAGUAAGUUUGAAUUUUCGUAUUUUAUGUUUGUUUUUGUUAAGGAACCAGAUCAAAUUUCAUUGUAUGUGUAUUGUACAUGUAUAUAUGGCAAAUAAAUUUAUUGAGUAUUAAGUAUUAUAAUGAUAAUUCAAAUGUUGAUCUUCAUGUUCAUGAUACAGAUAAUGAUAAACAUUUUGUGAAAAUAGUUUUGCCAAAAACAUCCAGAUGGAGGAGACAAUAAUAAUAACAUUUUAUUGGUGAAUGUAAAAUAGGAUGGUUAAAUGCUUCAAAUUUAUAUAAUUAGGAAGAAAUAUACAUAUCUUUGGAGAUUUCAAGGCAGCGAAGGGUGUAAUAAACAUAUAGAAAAACUUUAAAUUUUUUCUGAAAUUUCCACUUUUUCGUGGUGGCGGGUGGGCCAAAAAUUAAAUUUUAUUUGUAUUCAAAAUCCUCAAUGUUUUGCAGUCAGCGGGUUUGCCAAACAAGCUAUAAAAAAAUUCUCGCCUUACAAAAAGUGAUGGAAAUAGUUUAUUAAUUAUUAUGUCUGGUCUCCAUAAAAUCGCUACAAAGUUGCUACAAUGUUUUCACUGCAAUCCUUCAUUGUGUAGUUCUCCCUGACGUUUCCCCGAUACGACCAAAUAAUCAGGGAGCAUCGCCAACUGCUGUUUGUAUUUUAAUGAAACCCAGGCUUUACCAAAUUUUCAUAAUAAUAAUAAUAACUUAAUGAUAGAUAAAAUCAGGUCAUUGCUUGGUGAUGUGUUUCAUAAAUGAAUCUAUAAAAACAUAAAAUGAAAAUAUAUUUAGUGUAGUCAUAAAUAUUUUCAAGAGCCAUGAAGUACUUUCUGAUAUACAAUACCGUGUGUGUCACACUCAUAGUAUCACACUCACAGUCCGGAGUUGAGAGGAGCUGGUAUCAGUACUUCUUAACACUGUUGUCACUCUUGUGUUUUGCUCUGUGUGUGGUGUUACCCAUGGCAAGCUAUCUACAGGAAGACAAUUAAUAAUUCAGUACUAAAAUGUCAAUUUGUGAGAGAUGGGUUAAGCGUGGUUUCCUUAAAUUUGCUACACUGUCACUACAGUGUUUGCAGUGCAAUUGUCGUAUUGCAUAGCAGUCCUAGAUGCAAUUGGGAAGGCUCCCUGAUUCGACUGGCCAAUGAGUCACCAAAAACUGUCAGCGAAAGCAUGUAGCGAUUGUAUGGAAACCGAGCUUUCAUUUCUGGAAGAUUUUUGCUUGCGUGUGGUAGUGCAGGAGACAGUACUGAUACGCUGAAGAAUCUCAUACCCCUGUAUGUCCGAAAUUUCCACUCAAAACAUGUUGGUUUGUAGCACAUCGAUAUGUUGCUUCGAUGUGAGCUCCCUUGGUUUAUCAAUUUUUUGUUGGUGUUUCCUGUUUUGCCUUGUCACUUAGAUGUUGAAUCAAACUUACAAUGAAAAUGAUGCUAUUGUUUGUAAAAAAAAAACAUGGUAAGAUUACAACAUUAAUGAAGCCACAUGUUUAAGAACAUGGCUCUCAUUUUUACAAGAAACAGUGAUUGGAAAUAUUUAAGAAUCUGUACAAACAUAUAUUGUCUUUACAAAGUAAUUUUUAUGAAUAAAAUAUGACUAAAUGUUGACCCAAA